ACUCACAAUUUUCUCCUUCCAAAACAACAAGUUGGAUGCGACCUUCAAAUAUCCCAGAGUCGGACGUGGUAUGAUGUCAUUAAGGUGGCCUGAAAAGUAGUUGUUCCCAUGAUUUAUUGCUCCAUUUUUCGUCGUCUUCCCAAGACAUCCUCAUUCAAUCUCUAACUAAUUAAUUAAGUUUUGAAUUUCCAACUGUAUCUUUAUAAGGGCCAAUCUGUACACAUAUUCUUUAAUGACUAUAUAUGAGAAUAUAUAUAAGUGGAGAGUAACUAUCUUUGAUGAUUUUGGAGUAUUAGCAGAGGGAGGGAGAUGAGCAUUCUUUCUUGUUGCAGGAUCACCAAGAGUGAUGCAAUCAAGAAAAAAUCUCUUAAAAACUCGAAAACUUGGGUUUAUGAUGAUGCAGAUGCGUUCUCCACGGUUCCUAGAAGUGUGUCGUUGAAUUCCGGUGCAAUAAAGCAAAGGAUUUUAGCAGAAGAGGCACUGAAAAAUGGAAGUGCUCGGGUUCCGGCAGAGGUGUUCACCUUCCGGGAGCUGGCAAGCGCGACGGAGAAUUUCAACUCGGAGCUGCUGGUCGGAGAAGGAGGAUUUGGGAGAGUCUACAAGGGAUACCUCACCAAAACUAAUCAAAUUGUGGCAGUGAAGCAGCUAGACAGGAAUGGCGUUCAAGGAAACCGCGAGUUCCUGGCUGAGGUUCUGACAUUGAGCCUCGUUCACCACCCCAACCUCGUCAACUUGAUUGGUUACUGCGCUGACGGCCGACAGAGGAUACUCGUCUACGACUACAUGCACAAUGGCUCUCUAGAAGAUCACCUUCUUGAUUUACCUCCAAAUAGGAAGCCUCUGGAUUGGUACACAAGGAUGCAGAUAGCUAAGGGGGCAGCUCAGGGGCUAGAGUACUUGCACGAUACAGCGAAUCCUCCUAUUAUAUUCCGCGAUUUCAAGGCGUCCAACAUACUCCUGGACGAGAAUUUCAGGCCUAAGCUCUCGGAUUUCGGGCUUGCUAAGUUGGGGCCGACGGGGGAACAGGAUCACGUGUCUACGAGGGUCAUGGGGACGUACGGCUAUUGUGCGCCAGAGUACGCAAAGACGGGUCAGCUCACCACUAAAUCCGACGUCUACAGCUUUGGGGUGGUGUUUCUGGAGAUCAUUUCAGGAAGAAGAGCUAUUGAUGGGAGGAAACCACCGGAAGAGGAGAAUCUAGUUGAUUGGGCGAGGCCACUAUUCAAGGAUAGAAGGAAGUUCACGUUGAUGGCGGAUCCAUUGCUGGAAGGGAAUUAUCCAGUGAAGAGUCUAUAUCAGGCUCUUGCUGUUGCAGCCAUGUGCAUCCAAGACGAAGCCACCACCCGGCCCCUCAUUGCAGACGUCGUCACUGCCCUCGACUACUUAGCCAUCAGGACAGACGAAGCUACUGCUGAAAUGGAUGAGUUUGAAUAAUAAUUCACAUUCACCACUUUGUUUUUCUUGAACAUAUUAGGGAGUGUGUGUAUGUGUGUGUGUUUUGCACCACAGAAUUGUGAAUUUGCCAUUCCAUAUAAAACGAGAGCUGCUUGUACAAUGGAUUGCUUCAUCACAAACAUGAAAAUUGAAAAGAAUUAGAGAUCAAA
Messenger RNA from Salvia miltiorrhiza (redroot sage), 1604 nucleotides. RefSeq names its product probable serine/threonine-protein kinase PBL23. The record is from RefSeq and is a predicted model, not a curated record. Bases 310 to 1434 code for a protein of 374 amino acids. Gene Ontology annotation, molecular function: protein kinase activity; ATP binding. Lineage: Eukaryota; Viridiplantae; Streptophyta; Magnoliopsida; Lamiales; Lamiaceae. The transcript has 5 exons. Gene Ontology annotation, biological process: protein phosphorylation.